Messenger RNA from Ananas comosus (pineapple), 1242 nucleotides. RefSeq names its product sufE-like protein 1, chloroplastic/mitochondrial. NCBI's taxonomy places the organism in Eukaryota, Viridiplantae, Streptophyta, Magnoliopsida, Poales, Bromeliaceae. The annotation marks the transcript as partial. The record is from RefSeq and is a predicted model, not a curated record. The transcript has a single exon.
ACCCUCCCCAAUCCGACUCCACCUCCACCACCCUCUUUCUCCUCCUCCUCCUCCUCCUCCUCCUCCUCCCUCGACCCCUCCCUCCUCCCCCCCAAGCUCCGCGACAUCGUCGCCCUCUUCCAAUCCGUCCCCGACUCCAAGGCCAAGUACCAGCAACUCCUCCACUACGCCUCCAAGCUCCCGCCCCUCGACCCCGCCCACAAAUCCGACUCCAAUCGCGUCUCCGGCUGCGUCUCCCGCGUCUGGGUCCGCGCCUUCAAGGACGGAUGCGGCGGCGGCGGCGACAAUGGCGGCGGUUGCGGCGGGAUCUGCUUCGAGGCCGAUUCCGAUUCGGUCCUCACCAAGGGCCUCGCCGCGCUCCUCGUCCUCGGGCUCUCCGGGUCCCCCGCCCGCGACAUCGCCCGCGUGCCCCCCGAGUUCGUCGAGCUCCUCGGGAUCCGCCAGAGCCUCACCCCGUCGCGGAACAGCGGGUUCCUGAACAUGCUCCGGCUCAUGCAGCGCAAGGCCCUCGAGCUCGAGGCCCUGGAAGGCGGCGGCAAUUCGGGGGAAUUCGGGGUUUCGGAAGAUAAACGUGCGAUCUCGGAGGGGAAAGAUUCGAUUUUGGAAGAGAAGCCUCGUGAAAUUCGUGAGAUUACGGCAAACGGGCAUGCUAAUUUUGAGAAAGGAGAGAGAUUGUAUGGUUUGGAGGGUGAGGAAGAAGAUGAUGGAAAGGUUGGUGUUGAGGUCAAUUCGACGAGCUCGGGCAGUGUCACUGGUGGGAGGAAGGAGAGGAUAAGGGGGAGAUUGGAGAAAGAGCUGUCCCCUGUUGAAUUGGAGAUCGAGGACAUAUCGCAUCUCCACGCGGGCCACGCGGGAGUUGCGGGAAGCAGCGGAGGAGAGACCCAUUUCAAUGUGAGGGUGGUCUCGAAGGCGUUCGAAGGGAAGAGCAUGUUGAAGAGGCAUAGGCUAGUUUAUGAUCUUUUGAAGGAUGAGCUCAGUAGUGGUUUGCAUGCUCUCUCUAUUGAUGCGAAAACUCCAUCGGAAGUCUAAGUUUUGCGUAGAUAUGCAGAAUUGUAGCACAAGGUUUCAUUUCUUCGACUUGUUCUUUCGUUACAUUUAUUAACCUAGUUUUAAGUUGAUAAGCAGUUGAAUACAUUGGGUCUCUGCAUGUGUUGUACUUCCGAAUAACUUAUUGUUGUGUAAUUAUAGAUGUUAAUAUUCUACAGGAAUAUCAAAUAAGUUUUACAUUUCGCUGUAUGAUUA